Messenger RNA from Bradysia coprophila, 1402 nucleotides. RefSeq lists its product as uncharacterized. Lineage: Eukaryota; Metazoa; Arthropoda; Insecta; Diptera; Sciaridae. The record is from RefSeq and is a predicted model, not a curated record.
GGUCUACGUCCAUUUUGGAUUUAUCAUAAUGUUCUAUUGUGUCGUCGGGAAAACAGUCGCAUCGCAAAAAAGAAGUAAACAAUUGUCGUCCGAUCUCAUUUUCAAAAUAUAAAUUCAAAUCCAAAGCAAGUCGGAUAACUUCAAAGUGAUUUGGUGUUUCGAAAGAAGUACGAACGAUAUCGCAGUGUUUUCGGUGGCAUUCAUACCGUUGUUAAGUUGUUAUUCAUGGGCGUUCACGAACACAACGAGAAAUUAGUUAUUCUCACAGGGAAUUGGACGUUUUUUUCCGAGCCAAUUUCCAUUUACCGAGUGUUGUGCGGAUCCUGCAGACGAUGAAUGAAGCACAACGUCAAAUUAAUUUUAAGAUCGAAACGAUGGACCAGUACGGUAACAAGAAAAAUCCUCAAGAAUUUGAUAUUCUGAAUCUCAUCCAAGAAGUCAAAAAGCAUCCGAUUCUAUACGCAAAAGAUAUAAAAGCGUCGAAGGAGAGCCGUGAAGAAGCCUGGCAUACGAUUUCGAGCGAACUGGACACACCACUUCAAAUCGUUAAAACCAAAUGGCGAUCGUUGAGAGAUUCCCUUUCCCGGCUGAAGAGGGACCGAUCGAGACGCGGUAAAAAAACGUGGUACAUGUUGAAACAUCUCACAUUCCUGCCUUCUGUGACCGAAUUGCUGGACAAUCCACAAGACAUAAAAAAUGAGAACUACUACGACGACGUAAUCGAAUGCCAUGAUUUGUCACAUGACGAUGCCAUCCGUUACAUUGACGGUGUCGAAGAAUUUGCCCAAGAGAAUACGGAAAUGGUCGAUCUGAAAUACGUUAAAAUCAAUGGCGAAACCAGCGACGAAGAAAUCGACAACGAAAACGAAAUGCCUGCUCCGCCGCCGAUUAAGAAAAUCAAAUUACUGAAGCCUCUGACACAAAGCCAGAAAACGACGCCCAUGUACAAAGCAAUUGUUCCGAAACCGGCCGAGACGACGUACAUCAAAUUUUCACAUUUCAGUGGCGACGAAGGGAACGAAGAGUACACCCCAUUGACGGUGGACCAAAAUUGCAUUCAAAUUGUUAGUCCCAUUUCACCGGAAAUAAUCGAACAAAAUGCGAACCGCACGGAAUCGGUUAAAACUGGCGAAGAGGCUCAGCAGCGUUUAACCGAACAUUUAAGCAAUAUUUGCUCACACUUUUCCACGGAAGAAUUUGGCUAUUCUGUCCACAUUGCCAAUCAGUUGCGGAACUUACCGAGGCUAGAGCGCGAGAUAUUGAGAAAUAAAAUCGACAAUUUGAUUUAUGAGACUCAUAUGUCCGUUAUUACAUCGCAAAGCAAUUAAGAAGCCCCCGUCACUUGCAUUGUUUUAUUUAUUGAGCUCAGAGACGGUUUUAUUAAACGAAAUGAUUUGUUUAA